Molecule: messenger RNA, 3125 nt
Organism: Homalodisca vitripennis (glassy-winged sharpshooter)
Lineage: Eukaryota; Metazoa; Arthropoda; Insecta; Hemiptera; Cicadellidae
Product: protein GPR107
Exons: 13
Coding region: 115-1803 (562 amino acids)
Biological process (GO): transport
Cellular component (GO): membrane; Golgi apparatus
Source: RefSeq, a predicted model, not a curated record
UCAUUUUCAGGCUUCUCCAAGAUUAGGGGUACAGUACAGCAAAAUUUGUUUGUUGUUGAUACGACUUGUGUUGCUAUUACAUGAAUAGUUAAAAAUCUUGGUUUCGUUGUUACAAUGUACUUAAGAGGAUUUAAAAUUAUACCUUCAGACAUGCUAUAUAUUUUAUUUUCUUUGACUUUGGUGAUUGAUUUGUGUCAUUGUCGAAUCCACAAACUAGAGAUUAAGCAAGAUAGAAGAAAAUACAUAGCCUUAAGUACAUUUGGGUUCUACAAAGAAGGUCUUUUGGAUGUGAAGCUCAUUAAUUUCCGGGGAGACCCUCCUCUUAAGGAUACUGAUAUUUAUGGCUUCAGUGUGGACCGCACGAUGACUGAUGCCAUGAAUCCGUAUCUAGACAUCCAUCAAGACCAAUGUCUGCUCACCUCUCAGUCUUUGCUACCCACCAGUGCUGGGGCAGUACUCUUCACCCUUGAUCUCAAACAGAAGCUGUUGCGAGUGAACUGUACCGAGCAGCUGAAGUUUAUACACAUCUACCGCAACCGCAGUGCCAUCCCACCUUUGCGACUGAAGAGAGACUCGCUCAGUGAUCAGAGCCUGUUGCUCAACCGCAGGAAACGCAAUCUCGUGCAAAAAGAGGAAGGAGAGGAGAAAAUAUCAGCAACUGGCGAAAAAUCACCAUCUUGUGCAGAUUUCCAGAUACCCAUAGUUUAUGACUCCAAUCAGAAAUCUUACAAUACAAAUUUUGUCAUCUACGUCGCUACAGAGGCAGAGGAAGGACUUUAUAAUCUUUACUUCCACAGCUGUCCAAACUAUGGGAGUUCUCCUGUUGAUCUGUAUUUUACUAUGGAGAUAGAAGAGAACAACAAAGGCAACUAUCUGUCUGCAGGAGAGAUGCCACUUCCUCCCCUCUACACAAUGAUGUCCAUAUUGUUCUUCUUAUCAGGCUGCUUCUGGGUCUUCAUUCUUGUCAAGAGCAAACAUCCAGUGUACAAGAUACAUUAUUUGAUGGCUGUGCUGGUGUAUCUCAAGUCUCUAUCUUUGCUGUUCCAUUCCAUCAACUAUCACUUCAUCCAAGUGCGAGGAGCACAUGUGGCGGCCUGGGCUAUACUUUACUAUAUCACACACCUAUUGAAAGGUUCUGUGUUAUUUAUCACCAUUGUCCUCAUCGGGACUGGCUGGACAUUCAUCAAACAUAUUCUCUCUGACAAGGACAAGAAGAUAUUCAUGAUUGUAAUACCAUUACAGGUUCUGGCUAAUGUGGCUAAGAUAAUAAUAGAGGAGUCAGAGGAAGGGGACGUGGAGUAUAAGACGUGGCUGGACGUGUUCAUGCUGGUGGAGCUCCUGUGCUGUGGUGCCAUACUGUUCCCAGUUGUCUGGUCAAUCAGGCAUCUGCAAGAGGCUUCUCACACUGAUGGCAAGGCUGCUAUCAACCUCCGUAAACUGAAACUUUUCAGACAUUUCUAUGUUAUGAUUGUGUGUUACAUCUACUUCACUCGCAUCAUUGUGUACUUAUUACAGAUAACAGUUUCGUUCCAGUAUAAGUGGCUGGAUGAGAUGUUCCGUGAGAUGGUGACUUAUGUUUUCUUCGUAAUGACAGGGUAUAAGUUUCGGCCAGCAUCGGCUAACCCGUACUUCCAGGUCAGCAAUGAGGAAGAUGACGAUGCAGAUGAAGAGAUGGAUGUUGUGGUGAGCCAGUGUGGUGUGAAGGAAGGCUUGAGCAAGCUGUCCCGUGUCACAAUGGAAGCUACACAGGAAGAAAAAGACUCUCUCAUCAACAAACGGGAGAGCAGCCACGAGUACGACUGAAUACAGAACCUGAUGAUGGCUAAUUCUGCUCUGCUAAGCAUCCCAAGCACAAUCGUGUUUGUGUGUGCUAAAACCUUGUACAAAUAAUGUAAAUAUUUGAAGGGCAUUUCUUACCAUUAAUAUCUACAAAAUGCACUGCCUCCUUUCUUGCUGAGCAAUACACCAAUAGUAGAUAAGCUUAUAAAACGUAAAAGUUACGUAUUUAUGUUUUGUGUUCUUUUUCUUUCUUAAAUGAUAUUUUUGGUAUGUUUUUAGGUAAAUGUGGUUUGUAAAAUAAAUACAAAUUAUUUUAUGAAUAAAUUAUUACUUGCAAAUUUAUAUUAUUUUGUAAAAACAUCAUAUAAAUAACUGUAAAUUUAUACAAAUAUUUGUAUUAAAAAAUUUAUGUAUAUACUUAAAAUUAGAUACAAUAAAAGUAAUUUGUAAUUUUUGUCCGCUAAUAUGGCUUUUAAAAACAUUCGGAAGUUCAAGCUGUGUAAAGCUAAUGUUAAUUACAUUUUUGUCAAGCUUAUGAAGAGCUGUAUUUUGUGAAUUGAUUUAACUUGUUUUCUAAGUUUGACUUACUUAGAUGGUUUUGCUUAGUUUUGUGAAUAUUUCUGGCCUUGAAAUUAAUAUAGCAAUAAAAAUGAGGUUGAUGUACUCAACAGUACUGGAAACUAGUCAUAAUCCUGACUAUGUCUAUACCUGUAAUAUCUUUUAGAAACAUAUUGUUAAUAAUAAGUUUAACCAGUUUGAUUGUCUAUUUAUUAUAUUUAUGAUAUGUACCUCAUUUGACUUUGCAGCUCUCCUGUACACAUGUAAACUUGUUUUCUGCCAUUUUAGUGUAAUCUGAUUUAAUAUAAAAUAUAUUUAUUUUUUAAUUUUAUUUAGUUGUUGUUUUUAACUUAUAUUUAGGCUGAUAAAUUAGAAUCAUAUUAUUUGAUUGCAAUGCUUUGAAUAUAAAAAAUAUAGAUUAUUAUUAUUAUAACAAUUUUAGUGAUUUUUUAAAUUUAGUUUUGUGAAGUAUCUCAAAAGAAGAUAGCACUUUUAUUUCAUGCUUAGUCAUUACCACUUCAUUAUAAAGUAUGAUGUGACAGUACAUUCUGAGUCAUAAUCAAUUUUCUGUUCAAAUUAUUAUUUUAAACCUAUUUUGAUACAUUUAGACUUUUUUUGCUUGAAUUGUCUUCUUAGAAAUUAUUGUAAAUCAAAAUUAUAUUUAAUUUAUUUUCAUAACCAUUUAACAUGUUAAGUGCCAGAAGAACUUUUUGACUAUUCUCUAAACUGUGAUAUUAGGGGAUCGUUCAGAAAGGAAGUUGCUUUAAUAAAUAAACAAUUACACGUAA